Molecule: messenger RNA, 3414 nt
Organism: Oreochromis aureus
Lineage: Eukaryota; Metazoa; Chordata; Actinopteri; Cichliformes; Cichlidae
Gene: hoxd11a
Product: homeobox D11a
Exons: 2
Coding region: 101-937 (278 amino acids)
Biological process (GO): regulation of transcription by RNA polymerase II; anatomical structure development
Cellular component (GO): nucleus
Molecular function (GO): RNA polymerase II cis-regulatory region sequence-specific DNA binding; DNA-binding transcription factor activity, RNA polymerase II-specific
Source: RefSeq, a predicted model, not a curated record
UCUUUCCACACGCCUGUGGUGCUAUAGAUGGACAAAGUUUAACACAGCAAAGCUGCCAAUUCUUUUCCUCUGUUGCAGAGAGGAAAACUGAAGAGGAGAUAUGACGGAAUAUGAUGAUCGCAGCUGUGCGUCAAAUAUGUUUUUACCGAGCUGCACUUAUUACGUUUCGUCGCCCGAUUUUACAUCAGUCUCCUCCUUUCUACCCCAGACGACUUCGUGUCAGAUUAAUUUCCCCUAUUCUUCCAAUAUAGCUCAAGUCCAACCUGUUCGAGAAGUCGCUUUCAGGGAUUACGGACUGGACCAUCCCAAAUGGCACUACAGGGGCAAUUACGCGUCUUACUACUCAACGGACGAGAUAAUGCACCGGGACUUAAUCCAGUCCUCCAGCAGCAGGGCGGAUGUGAUAUUCAAAAACGAGUCCUUGUAUGGCCACCACGGAGGGACAGGCUCGCCUUGCAAUUUCUUUACCAGCGUGGGUCGAAAUGGGGUUCUUCCCCAGGGCUUCGACCAGUUUUUUGACACUCCUAACUUGGACAAGCCCAACGCGGAGCUCCCCAAACAAAAGACAGACUCUAACGUUCCGGGUGAUGCUGCGAAUAACAAUCAGGCUUUGACCAAAGUAGAGCAACACAAAGCUGAUCAGACCGGGAACGUCGACGAGGACUCUUCCUCCAACUGUGGCGACAAGAUCAACCAGCAAAGUUCAUCAACCAAGUCCAGGAAGAAGAGGUGUCCCUACUCCAAAUACCAAAUUCGAGAACUUGAACGAGAGUUUUUCUUCAAUGUGUACAUUAACAAAGAGAAGCGGCUCCAGCUGUCCAGGAUGUUAAACCUGACAGAUCGGCAAGUGAAGAUUUGGUUUCAGAACAGAAGAAUGAAAGAGAAAAAGCUAAACCGCGACCGUCUACAGUAUUUCACUGGGAAUCCUUUGUUCUGAUACCUGGCAUAUCACACACAGACACACACUCACACGGGGGGAAAAAAAUCGCAAACACUUUUCCAAGUGGCUUCGUUGUCAGCUGUGAUUAACAGUUGAUUUCACAAAAAUCUGGCUUUAAAAAAAUUAAGUUGCCAAUAUUUUUUAUUAUUAAUAUUUUUGCACCAACUCUUGCAUUUAACCUGUUUAUUUGUAUUCUCAUAUUUUCGCGUUAUCGGUAGCAGAAAUUUCCGCAAAUUGCGAGCUGUGCUUUGAAAUAAUUUAUAUUAAAUAUAUGUAGGCUUUCUUCUUCUCUGAAUGUAUAUUUGUAAGGCGCAUGCAAUGCAAAUUGUGGUGUGAAUAAAAGUACGAAAAUAAAUAUGCUGUCACGAAACCGAUCACAUGGAGUCAACGAAGUUUUGCAAAAAACAAAACAAAACAAAACAACACACAAAAAAAAUCUUUACAUCGGGAAAGAUUUCUGAAUAAUUUAGGCGCUUGCAGUACUGUAUGGUCCCGUUAUUUCCUUUGCUUUGAAACACUUGAUUGUUUACUAAACCUUGAACCGUCUAGACACUAUAAUAAAAGUAGCUGUAAAUGUCUAAAUAGGGGGCUAUUGGACUUUGGCGUCCCAACCCCCAGACCACAUGAGGACUGAUUCUCCUUCCUGUCUUAAAAUACUUUAACUCCAGGCUAGAAAUGCUUAGAGAAUUUCUGCGCAUCGUUUCCAUAUUUAGCUCAUGCUGGCAUAUUGGGGCACUUGCAACUAAAGAAAUGGAAGACAAUGGGAAAUAUUCUAACCAGGGCGGUCUUCUAGAAGGAUACGUAUGUUUUUUUUUUCAUGUUUCUCUCCUUUUGCAGUAUUAUAAAUUGGAUAUAUGUUUCUUUGAUGGCUCUGAAUCUGCGAAGAAGAUAGAAGCGCAAAGUGAGCUUAUAGCAUGAAAUUUGUAAGCUCUUCCUUAUGUAGGUGAAGCAUUCCAUCUUUGUGUAGCUUCACCAUACACGAACCAUCAAGCUGCCUCUGCAAAAAGUGAAAAAAAUUUGAAUGCCAUAAAAAUAUAAGGUGCUGUAUAUCCUUCUCUCCCUUUUUUUGUAACCAGUAGGGGGGACGAACUAAAUAAAUGCACCAAUUUCGGACAAAACAGCCGCUUUAUUGAUAAUUCAUUUGUUAAAAGAUAUGCUAUCGCUCAUUUAUGCAACAAAAAUUACUCCCAUUUUUUUAGUGUCAGAAAAAGAAAACCUCUAUAGAGUGAUUUUUGCUAAUUUAGUACCACCUGGAUUACAUUUACCGUUUUCUUCCCCAAAAGGAUAUUAGAAAACUGAGGUUUCAUUAAGCAUUUAGAAGGGUGCUCAGCUUGUCCUGCAGUGCAAUUGCAUUACCAACUGUGAGGGGCGUUUCACUUUAAUUCUCAGUGUAGCCACAAGAGGGCACUCUCAUUUUUUACAGCCAUGCAGUCAAUUUAACAUCAACCCCACAUGAAAGCCUGUCAGUGAGGGAAUAAUCAGUUCAGCAAGCUGUUUGUUUACAUUUCUAUUUUAAUUAUUACUUCUUCCAGUCCACUAAAUUCAGCAGGGUUUGCAUGUUGUUGUUUUUUUUAUUUAAAGACUCAUUCCCUCCAAAGUGUUUCAUCCUCUUUUUUAAUGAACUGAUAAAGAACACCCAGAAACACAGCCUUGAGUUUCCUUAAAGAAAACAAGAACACAGUUAAUCAGAGAGCGCAUUACGUCUGUACUAACUGCUUCUCUGAAGGUAUGAAAUUCCUCACGAGAGUCUUGAAAACAGCAAACACAAUUUCAAAUAAUUUUCAUGCGUAUCGAAAUAACACCAGGAAUAUAAUUCUGUUCCGUUUCUUUGUUUGUGAUCCGCAUCAUAAAGGCUUAGACCUUUACCUGAGGGCCGCAUGAGCCUGAAGGCCAGUAAUAUCUCAUGUUUAUGCUAAAAGGAGCUGUGAAUAUUGACCCACAUUUGCUAUAUAUGUAUUUCCGUUCAAAUAUAUAUAUAUAUGUAACAUAUAUAUGUAACGUUUGUUUCUUUUAUUUUCAUUGUCAAAUUCUCAUCUAUUUGAGUCUAGUUAUUUACUUUACAAACAGGUACAGGUACUCCGAAUAAAGACCGAGUAUUGUCGCAGUUUUUAAGCUUUCUUGUUUUGCUUGUAACUAAAAUCAGCCAGUAAUUUUUUUUCUUGUUUUUAGAUUUUUUUUCUUUGUUUUUUAAUUUUACGCGCUCUACUCCAAGGUUUUAAAUACAAGUGAAUCUCUUGUUAUUUUCUUUAAAUUAUCACUGUUAAUAUUUCCACUGUUAACAAGACUAAUAAUGUCAGCAAUGAUGUCAACGAUCGUACGCAUCCUUCGGACCAUUUGACUUAAAAAUAUAUUUUGGAUCAAUGUGAUGUAUGAAUUGUUGAUUUUGCCUGAAGAGCAUACUGGCUUCCAAAUGAGUUUUUUUUUUUCAUUGUAUGUUAAAAUGUUAUCUUUGCAACAUUAUUGGAAACAUGAUA